AAUCCUGCGUUUUUUCUAUGCACAAUCAAACACUCGUACAAUCCUAUAAGAUUCAAGACGACAUUCCACUCUAAUCCCAUAUUUUUCCUAUUCCCGUAUUUUGGAAAUCCUAUGAAUUAAAGAGGCCCUGAAUUGGCAUGGCGUACCGGGAGAAGCGUGCAUGGCGUACCGGGAGAAGCGUGCGUCGUGCAUCGCGAAUCCUGCAUCGCUGCACGUCGCCGUCCGGGGCUCCGGGCUAUAAAUACCAGUACCUCCGCCACCAUUGAUCUCUGCCUCACAGACACACACACGCACACAGACGACUCCACACAGAGAGACAGAAGAAAGGGAUGGCGACGACCCGCGUGAGCCUGCUCCUCCUGCUAGCAGUUGCGCUCGCCGGCUCUGUUGCCGGGGCAUCGGCCCUCACCUGCACGCCGGAUCGUUGCACCAAGGGGACGGCCGCCUUCUAUGGCGAUGCCGACGGCGCGGGGAAUGAAGCUGGAGUAUGCGGUUACGGGCCAGCGGUGGCCAAGCCGCCGUUCAACGCAAUGGUUUUUGCCGCAGCGGGCCGACAUGGGAUGCGGCGGAUGCGUCAACAUAGGCUGUCGACACCCCGCGUGCAAUCCUGAUGGAGUCACGGUAACGUUCGCCGACUACUGCAGCGGCGGACCGUGCGUCGACAACGACGUCAUUGAGAUGAGCGGCCACGCGUUUUCCGCGAUGGCCCUGCCGGGCCGAGAAUCCGAGCUGCGCGCGUCACCCACUGUUCCUGUAACGUACCAAUAAGUUGACUGCCGCUACUCAUCCAGCAUGGCCUACCUCGUCGAACCGAGCGCCACAUCGGAGCGCUUCACUGUCGUACUCCUCUAUGUGCCAGGGGAUGCCUACCCCGGCCAGCUGACGGUUCACUUCAAAGAUGAGUCGAGCAUGGACUGGGUGGAUGCUGAUCGCGGCGAUCGCCAUGAUCUCCCCAAAUUCACAGCCACUAGGAAGAUGGUAGCCCCAAUUACGAUCAAGGUGGAAGGUACCUAUGUGACACGGGGGGAUGUCAUCCCCGUCACCUGGAGUGUCACGGCGGCAGAUGUCAUCCCCGUCGGCUGGCACGGGGGCAAGACCUACUACGCGGCUUGAGCAGAGCUCACCUUAGACGGGUAAUAGAAACGUUCAGUGCGGUCCGAGGUAACCCAUCAUAUCCUGGUUGAGCCUGUUCAACCCGACCACUGUAAUAAAAGUACUAGCUGGCAGAGACUCAAUUGUUUCUUAUCUUGCUGUUAGUAUGAGUGUUCGAGCAUGAAAGUACAUUCUGAAAUCAGCCGCUAUUGUUUAAUACAUGAUGAGUGUAACGUUAAUUAUAAAAUUGCUUAUGAGAAUAGCGAGCGUGGCCUAGAAAAAAACCACU
Molecule: messenger RNA, 1381 nt
Organism: Triticum urartu
Lineage: Eukaryota; Viridiplantae; Streptophyta; Magnoliopsida; Poales; Poaceae
Source: RefSeq, a predicted model, not a curated record